Molecule: messenger RNA, 333 nt
Organism: Batrachochytrium dendrobatidis JAM81
Lineage: Eukaryota; Fungi; Chytridiomycota; Chytridiomycetes; Rhizophydiales
Exons: 5
Coding region: 1-282 (93 amino acids)
Source: RefSeq, a predicted model, not a curated record
AUGUCAUCUGUCUUUGCCAAGACUGCUCUGCGUGCUAAAGCCUCUCUCAGACUCGUCCGUGGUGGCCACAAGGUUUCUUCCUGGGGUCCCAUCCAUUUCGAAGGCAUCAACUGGGUUGGCAACGGUGCCGUUCCAUUCAGUUCCAAAAACCCUAUUCUAUUCAAGAGCGUUUUCUGGAUUGUCUCUGCUGCUGUCUUUGCCAUUCCCUUUUACAGUGUUGAGCGCAAGGUAUGGCAUCUGCGCGUUGCCAAAUGGGAAGCCGAAAAGGCCAGCAAGGAAUAAACAAGUCUGAAUCCAAUAUGGAAAGGACUGAUAUUGCUGUCUAAGCCAUGU